Messenger RNA from Lachancea sp. 'fantastica', 2814 nucleotides. NCBI's taxonomy places the organism in Eukaryota, Fungi, Ascomycota, Saccharomycetes, Saccharomycetales, Saccharomycetaceae. The record is from the annotation of a GenBank genome assembly.
AUGAAGCUUUUCAUUCGAAGAGAACCGAGAUCGCUUGCCCUCCUGUCCAAUGACUAUUUACUGGUUUUCGAAAAAUCUAGGGGCCCGCAAGCAGCCCCAGAUGGAAAGAAUACCCAACCAACAGCUGUCGUUGUUUCCCUUCCCAUAGAUGCCUUGAGCGACCAUAACUUCAUAGAGAUAAAAGGGCGACUGUUUAAUGGACUGCUAGGUUUGGUGUGUGUGAACAAUUACCUAUUUGUCGGUCUUGCAACAAAUAUCCAGAAGGUUGCGUAUCCACGAUGGAGAAUUACAAGCGGUCAGGAACGACAAGACAUAGAGUCGAUAUAUCAGAUUCUGAAUGUUGAGUUUUUCUGCCUCAACAGUGACUCUUUUGAUUAUUGUUUAAAUGAUAGCACUGAGCAGCUGGAGAGACCCUCAACUGAACAUCCGUGUGCAGACUUAAUGAGGUUAUUCAGCGAUGGAACCUUUUAUUACUCGCGAGAUUUCGAUCUUUCAAAUACGCUUCAGGAGCGUGGAUUGACAAAUGGGCUAGACUAUGCUAUUGAUAAUCAGGACCAAAACUACAUAUGGAAUAGCAACAUGAUCAAUGAGGUGGUUCAGCUGAGGGGUAGGAUUACAGCCUCGGAGAGAUCCCUGUUCGAUGGUGCCUUAUUCCUUACAUUUGUUAUGAGAGGGUUUUGCAAGACAACUAUGAUAUCGGACAGUUCGACUUCGUUGUCAACUCUCACCAUUAUUUCAAGAAUUUCGACUGAAAACAAAGAGAAUAUAUUCGAUUUGCAAGGUAUUGACAAGGAAGGGCAUGUCUCUAGUUUCAUCGAAACUGAAAUCAUCUUUUCCUCAUCUCAAUAUGUUCUCGCCUACGUUCAAACGCGGGGAAAUGUGCCUCUGAAUCUUGAGGUUACCGAGGGACAGAUUCUUCAUGGAAAGAGAGUGAAGCUGGUCGAAGACCCAGCAUAUUUUCAAGCAUCUUUCGAUAAACACUUCGACAUGCUCGCUUCCAAAUAUGGUGUUAUUAGUGUGCUUAAUCUCACUAAACCCAAAAGUGAAUCUCAGCAGACUCUGAGUAACGCCUAUAGAACAUGUGCCGACAAAAAGAGUGUUCGGAUCAUUAGUGUUGAUUAUGGAUCCGAUCUUUUAACAAAGCAGACACAUAAAUUGAUCUACCUACUGAAGCAAGAUCUGUUUGAAUUCGGAGCUUUUGUUUACGACAACGGAAGAGGGAUUUACGUGGGCAAGCAAACUGGCUGUUUGCGCAUAAGUGCUUUUGAUUCUAUAGAAAGGCCCAAUGCUGUCGAAAACUGCGUCAGCAAAGAGGUAAUAGAAUUGACGAUCGGUGAGCUUUCUGGAGUAGAGCUCUCUAGCGCUUUCGAAAGCACUCACGACAAACUUUGGGCCGACAAUAGUUUUUGGUUGAAUAGACUGUUCAGCGAGAACCUCAAGAAUCUCAACAAAUAUAAGCGGAUUUACUGGAAGCUUUUUAGUUCGAGCUCUCGAGUGAAUCUAUACGAUCCACUCCAUGCCCACAUAACUAAGUUCAUGCGCAAGAUUAAAAAAGAGUAUACUUAUCAAAAGAGUAUCAGUAUAUUUACUGGAACUUUCAACGUCAAUGGUAAAACUCAGGUGGAUGAUAUCAGUGAAUGGCUCUUUCCGAACGGCAUGGCAGAAGAGCAGCUGGCUGAUGUGUAUGUCCUGGGUUUCGAAGAAGUGGUGGAAUUAAGUCCAGGUCAAAUGCUUGCGAUUGAUCCCUAUCCAAAGCAAUUCUGGGAACGCAAAGUUUUAGAGACUCUGAAUGACGCGGGAUCGAAAAGGUAUACUCAUGCUUGGGGAGGUCAGCUCGGAGGUGUCUUAAUGCUACUCUUCAUCAGUGAGGCGGAACACAAAAAAGUAAAGCAUUUAGAGGGUGACGUUAAAAAGACGGGAUUUGGUGGAAUGUCAUCUAAUAAGGGAGGAGUUGCUGUGCGAUUCACUUAUUCCACCACAAAAUUUUGCAUACUAGUCUCACAUCUGGCUGCGGGAUUGGAAAAUGUCGAACAACGACAUCACGAUUUCAAAACUAUUGUUAAAAAUAUCAGAUUUGCGGGUGACAUCUCUAUUAAAGAUCACGACGCAAUUAUUUGGAUGGGGGAUUUCAACUAUAGAAUAUCCCUGCCGAAUGAAGAGGUUCGCAAGUGUGUGCGUGCCGCUGACUUCGGAAAGCUUUUCGAAAAAGAUCAGUUAAAUCAACAAAUGAUUGCUGGAGAAGCUUUUCCGUACUACAAUGAAAUGGAAAUAAGAUUUCCGCCGACGUAUAAAUUUGAUCCCGGCACGAAAACAUACGACACGAGUGAAAAACUGAGAAUUCCAGCUUGGACCGAUCGUAUUCUGAGCCGUGGUGAAUCAUUGAAACAGCUUACGUACGGUUCGGCAGAGAAUAUCAUUUUUUCUGACCAUAGACCAGUUUAUGCCACUUUCACUUCGCUAGUCACUGUGGUGGAUGAGAAUCUGAAGGCCAAGUUGACAUCCGAAAUAUACGAAAGGCUGACUGAGCAGCUCUCGGAUUUGACUGACGAGGAGCGAUACGCCGUUUUGAACAGCAGUGAUCUCAUCAUGGAGAAGUCAGAGAAUGAAGAUCCUGUUGGUCCUGAAAUCAGAAGAGGACGCAAAUUGCCGCCGCCAAGUUCAGCGACAAGAAAGUGGUGGAUCGGUAGCUCGAAGCAGGCAAAAGUUACACUUGACGUAGAUUCAACCAGAUACAAGAUCAACCCACAAAAACCGGCGAAUCCGUUUUUGGAAAACACCGAAGACGCCUUAUUCGUUCCAAGGGAAGUUGGCUAG